Molecule: messenger RNA, 714 nt
Organism: Penicillium nucicola
Lineage: Eukaryota; Fungi; Ascomycota; Eurotiomycetes; Eurotiales; Aspergillaceae
Gene: tpcF
Product: glutathione S-transferase tpcF
Exons: 1
Coding region: 1-714 (237 amino acids)
Source: RefSeq, a predicted model, not a curated record
AUGACUUCCAACCUCAAGCCCAUCAAGCUCUACGGAGGCAUUCUUGGCCCGAACCCUCUCAAGAUCGGCCUCAUCCUCACAGCCCUCGAGCUCCCCUUCGAAAGCGUCCCCGUUGCAUUUGCCGAUGUGAAAGGCCCAGAAUAUGUAGCCAUCAACCCGAACGGACGUCUGCCCUCAAUUCACGACCCAAACACCGACCUGACAAUCUGGGAAAGCGGUGCCAUCAUCGAAUAUCUCAUUGAGCGCUAUGACACCCAAGAGCCACGCAAACUGAGCUUCACGCCCCGCAGCGCCGAAGCCGAGCUAGCGCGCUCAUUCCUUUAUUUCCAGGCUUCCGGUCAGGGUCCGUAUUACGGUCAGGCCUUCUUUUUCAAGAAAUACCACCCCGAAAGGCUCGACGGUGCCGUGGAACGCUUCGUCAAGGAGGCCAAGCGUGUCACUGGUGUUCUGGAUAACUGGCUUGCCAAGGAGAAGGAGUCGCAUCAGGAGAGUCUUGGUGAUGGGCCGUGGCUAGUUGGCAAUAAGCUGUCCUAUGCAGAUAUCUCUUUUAUUCCUUGGCAGCAUGUUUUGGGCACUCAUCUUGCUGAUGAAGGGUUCAAUGAAGAUGAGUACCCUCAUGUCAAGGAGUGGAUUGGGCGCAUGCUUGCCAAGGGGCCUUUGAAGGCUGUUAUUGAUGAUAUGAACGAGCAGAUGGCUCAGGGAAAGAAGCACUAG